Messenger RNA from Peronospora matthiolae, 210 nucleotides. The record is from the annotation of a GenBank genome assembly. Lineage: Eukaryota; Oomycota; Peronosporomycetes; Peronosporales; Peronosporaceae.
AUGCCUGGAAUCAGUCGAGGUGCCGGAGGGAGUACUGAUGACGCAGAUGCGGGCUGUUUCCAAGUCUUUCCGCCAGGAACUUUUUUCCAGGUGACGUUGCUACUCUUGCAUCUUGGGGCACUGAUGCUCGUCGCCUUGAUAAAUGGGGAGCUUGAAAGUGAGGGUGGCACUACAACCGGUUCAGGUGGCUGUUUACUUGUUCGGAUAUAG